This is a messenger RNA of Glossina fuscipes, 1821 nucleotides long. RefSeq names its product contactin-1a. Gene Ontology annotation, molecular function: protein binding. The transcript is spliced from 6 exons. Bases 221 to 1657 code for a protein of 478 amino acids. NCBI's taxonomy places the organism in Eukaryota, Metazoa, Arthropoda, Insecta, Diptera, Glossinidae. The record is from RefSeq and is a predicted model, not a curated record.
UUAUAUAAAAUUAAUAAAUUAUUAUUAAAAUACCUAACUUAAAGAUGUCCCACAAAAAAAAUUUCAUUCGAAGUUUUGCCCAACUGUUUUGACUUGCAGUUAAAGAAACGAAUAAAUAAAUAAAUAAAAUAAAAUAAAAUAAAAAUAAAAGAAAAAUCAUAUAUAUAUAUAUAUACAUAUAUAAAAUAAUUCUGAUGUUGUCGUAUAGUAUGGAAGCAGUAUGUCCAACUCUUUAGUUACGUUGUCAUCCUUUAAUUUGUUAUUUUUUACACAAGUGCUAACAGUGUUAACAUCAAGCAUCAAAUACAACGAAUACGUGACAGAUAAAGGUAAAAAUAUAUCAAUACCAUGCAUUGCUGAUGGUAACACAAUGUGGGUGAAAGAGAAUGGCAACAACAGCACCAUUGUACAGGCUGGCAAAUACUUGGUGCUGACAAAUGUCACAGCUUCUGAUAAAGGAGUCUAUGUGUGUUUUGCUGCUGUGUUGCCAAGUCGAUUGGGUGACGACAACGAUUUUAGUAUACAAACGACAGAAAGUGAAAAGUUAGCUAAUGUUAUGGCACACGAUGAUGAAAGUCAAACGACAACAGCAAUAUCAAGGGUUAGAACAACGCCGAGCAAUGAUUCAUAUGAAUUAAGCAGUGUGCACAUUAAUGCGGACAGCAGUAACCAUAACAUAAAUGCUUCAACUACCUCAAUGCUUCCAAUGCCUCAAAUAAAUGCAUCAUUAACAGCCACAGCGAGAACAUCAACAAAUGCUAUUUUAAGAACUUCAAGUAGUAACGUUACAAGCAACAAAAACAUCAUCAUUAGCGACACUAGCAAUAACAGAAGUAGUAAUAAUUUUAGCCUUACCACGACUACAACAACGCCAUCUGAAGUGAUUGAGCAAGAGUUUCGGGCAUUUCAAAAAGUCAACCUCACCGUACGAACCCCACCUGGCCCUGUAACACAAUUGUACUUUAAAGCCUCCACCAUAUUAGGUUUUCUGGUAUGGCGUUUUAAUAAAAGCGAUUCAGGUGGUUAUCCGGUGCGUAGUUUCACCGCCGAAUAUCGUAAUGUUUCAUAUAAAGAACCGCCAUUUAAUAACAGCUUUGAGCAUCAAUGGAGUCGUAUGGAUCCCAUUAAUAUAGCGCCAAAUGUGCGACAAAUGGAAGUGUAUCGCUUGGAACCUAACACCACAUAUGAAUUUCGAAUAUGGGCUAAUAAUCAAUUGGGCAGUGGUGAAGUGGUAACAACCAAUGUAACCACUUUACCCGAAACGAAGGAAGAAGAUUUAAUACGCCUUAUACAACCUGAUUUAGAUAAUUUUGAUCCACGUAUUUGGAUAGUUGCUGUCAGUAUAGUACUUGGAACCUGUGUGAUAUUAGCUAUUGGAUUAUGUAUAGUUCUAUCGAAAGAGUGCUAUCAAUCAUCGCAAGCGGAAUAUGAAGAUGGCUGGGAUAGCAUUGAGCUGAUACCAAACAUAAUUCUUAAUCCGGGCUUUUGCGAGGCAGAUAAUCAACGCGAGGCACCAUUUACGCGUACAAUUAUAUUCGGUGAAGAUGACGAUAGCGAUGAUAGCUGCGAAUCGGAAUCGGAUCAUGAGCCGCGUAUGGAAAAAUUCAAACGGAAAUUAUCAGUAUUUUUUACAGAUCCCACCAUCAAACGUAUUUGAGAGUACAAAAUGCCAGUGGAAACAAAAUUGAAAUUUUGCUUAAUUAAAUGGUUGCUUUUUGACGAAACACUUCUAAUAAAUUCAUAGUUUUGAAUUUCUAUAAAAAGAGAUAUGUAUAAAUCAUAUACGUAUACAGAUACAUACAUACAUACAUACAUAUAUAU